Messenger RNA from Arachis duranensis, 663 nucleotides. RefSeq lists its product as uncharacterized. The record is from RefSeq and is a predicted model, not a curated record. The coding region runs from base 1 to 663 and encodes 220 amino acids. The transcript is spliced from 2 exons. Lineage: Eukaryota; Viridiplantae; Streptophyta; Magnoliopsida; Fabales; Fabaceae.
AUGAAGGAGUUGCUAUCUAAGAGGAGAACUUUAAAGGGAGAUAAGAUAGUGUUCCUGACCAAAGAAUGUAGUGCCAUAAUUCAGAGUAAUUUGCCAAGGAAGAUGCUUGAUCUAGAGAGCUUUCAAAUUUCAUGCAACAUUGGGAGAACUGCCUUUGAGAAAGCCUUGUGUGAUCUAGGCGCAAGUAUCAAUUUAAUGCCCUUGUCUAUGAUAAAGAAGUUGCAAAUCAAAGAAGAACAACCAACAAGGAUAGCAUUACAAAUGGCAGAUAAAUCCUUGAAGCAUGCACAUGGAAUAGUGGAGAAUAUCUUGGUCAAAGUGGGUAUGUUCUUCCUUCCAGUAGACUUUGUAAUUCUUGACAUGGGGGAGGAUGAAAAUGCUUUUAUAAUCCUAGAAAGGUCAUUCCUAGCCACUGGAAGAGCUAUGAUUGAUGUGGAAGAAGGUGAAGUAAUGCUGAUGAUGCAUGAAGAGCAUUUAAUCUUCAGGGUUUUUAAACUCAUACAUCACUCAGGUGAAGAAGUCAAUUGUAUGAAGACUGAGUUCCAAAAACCCCCUAAUGAUGUAAAACAGAGUUUGCAGCUCAAGCCUUCUUUGGAACAGGUGCAAUUAGAAGGGAAUUCAGCACACUCUGGAGGAUGUUCAGUUCAGGUGUCUCGGCGCUAA